Oncorhynchus masou masou (cherry salmon) is the source of this 5441-nucleotide messenger RNA. RefSeq names its product ER degradation-enhancing alpha-mannosidase-like protein 3. Gene Ontology annotation, cellular component: endoplasmic reticulum; membrane. Gene Ontology annotation, biological process: endoplasmic reticulum mannose trimming; mannose trimming involved in glycoprotein ERAD pathway; carbohydrate metabolic process. The record is from RefSeq and is a predicted model, not a curated record. Gene Ontology annotation, molecular function: mannosyl-oligosaccharide 1,2-alpha-mannosidase activity; calcium ion binding. The transcript has 20 exons. Lineage: Eukaryota; Metazoa; Chordata; Actinopteri; Salmoniformes; Salmonidae. The coding region runs from base 2003 to 4678 and encodes 891 amino acids.
GUGGAAGAUUCACUCGGAUGUCUGCCAAAUAUUCAAGGAACUAACAAAUGUCAACCGUUAUGUAUAUUGCCUAUCUAAUUUUAUAAAGAAUAUUCUCCCCAAAUGUAUAACGACAAAAUGUGUAACAAAACUACAUUUAGGUGUUGGGCGGGCAGAGGGGUGGAUACCAAAACCUAACCGGAUGCGGAUGUGGACAUUUAUCUUCUAAACAGCUCGCUUUUCUUUGACGGUCAGCUGGUGGCUAAAGGUCCAUCAUUAAAGCAAUAUUUUCCUGCUUAACAAGAAGAACAAAGUACACUAACUCAACGGCCGAAAGCGACCCGGCGCCUUUCCUACUUCGCUUGUUUUCGGACUGUCGUUUACCGGCCAAACUGGCCAGCUAGCUACUGUAGCUGGCUAUGCGCCCCAACAACUGGCUAACGAAAGAAGAGAGCUGUCAAAGGAGUAGGAUAUAACAACAGUCUUGCUUCAUGGAUAUCCUCCUAAUUGUUCCAGGGAAAGACCGAUAGCUAGCGCCAUUAGCGCUGUUUGUCGAUAGCAACGAUAACGUUAAAGGUUAUAGCCAGUUAACGUUACUGUUGUGAUAAUAUAUAUGAAUUAACUAAAUAUAUAAUGAUGAGCUAAUUAUUUGUUAGUCUAAUCAGAAAGCGAUAAGAUUUACCUAUUCAGUUUGCCAGUAUUCCUGGCAGUCGGCUUUUAUGGUGUCUGCUUACUCAAAAAGUCACGGAUGUCAAGAAACGUUAAUAAGGAAGGACAGGUUGUUUUGAUUGGCUUGGGGGAAUAACGUUAUUCUGUCAGUAUUGAUUAUUGUGAUUGCCCGUUAGUUAGGAAACGUUAGACAGCGGGGAUUAGCAGUAUGUGAAUCAUGUUUUGUGUUGAUUGAAGCUUUGCCAACGUGUUACAAGCUGUUGUAGGUCCUGGUGCCAUGUGUGUCAGAGGGUGUGACCAGCAGGUGAAAAUGGUUCUAAGGAACUGGACACCCAGUCAAGGAAGGAGCAAGUGUUAACGCUGCUGUAGGUCCCGGUAGAACUUUGCUGUCGUGGAAAAAGUACCCAAUUGGUCAUACUUGAGUAAAGUAAGGAACCUUCAUAGAAAAUGACUCAGUAAAAGUUAGUCAUACUACUUGAGUAAAAGUCUAAAUAUUUGGUUUUAAAUAUAGUUAAGAAUCAAAAGUUUUAAAUAUAAAUAAUUUCACAUUCCUUAUAAUAAGAAAACCAGACCACGAUUUUAUAGUUUUAAUUUACGGAUAGCCAGGGGCACACUAAAACACUCCGACAUAAUUUACAAACAGAGUUUGUGUUUAGUGAGUCUGCCAGAUCAGAGGCAGUAGGGGUGGCCAGGGAUGUUCUCUUGAUAAGUUUGUGAAUUAGACAAUUUUCCUGUCCUUUUAGGUGUCAGUGACAAUCUAUCGAGUAAAAAGUACAUUAUUGUCUUUAGGAAUGUAGUAAAGUAAAAUUCGUAAAAAGUAUGAAUUAUAAAGUACAGAUACCUCCCCCCAAAAACUUAAGUACUUUACACCACUGGAACUUUGUCUUCAAUUAUGAGACACAUCCUAUGACAGAUCACUAUCAGUUUACAUAAUAGCUACAGCAUUCCUGCAAAUGGUAAAAUAUAUAGAUUGCUUGUUAUGUUAGCCUGAUUUAGGAUUUUAGAUACAGUUGUUUGUCCAACCCCUUGUCACACCUCAACCAUAACCUGGAUUUGUACUGUAUGACAUUGGAGAGGACAAGUGAGUCAUAGAUGGUGUCUAAAUUGGCAUUAACAAGCUGAUUAGUAACAGUAUUGUAGGCCUUAUAAACAGUAAUGCCUCAAUGUGGUAUUGGGAUGCAUUCAUUAACCGUUGGACCAGACAGUAACUGGGCCUGAAAUGUCCCCUGGUUCUGAAUAUGUGCACAUGAGAUCUGAGUGUGUUUGUGUUUAUCAGAGACUUUUGGUGUCUAGGCUUAUAUUAAUGUGAUGAUAGGUUACAGUUGUACUUGACUGAGAGUGCUAGGUUGUAGCUAUGUGGACGGUGUUGUGGUUCCGCCCUGCAAUAAUGUCAACCCUAUUGUUGCUGCUAUUGCUGAGCAACUUAUGCAGGCUGGGACAGUCUAUGUCACGAGAGGAGAAGCUCAAGCUGAGGAACCAAGUGGUUGAGAUGUUUGACCAUGCUUAUUCCAAUUAUAUGGACCAUGCAUACCCAGCAGAUGAGCUGAUGCCUCUGACGUGUCGGGGGAGGGUGCGUGGGCAGGAGCCCAGUCGGGGAGACGUGGACGACGCACUGGGGAAGUUUUCUCUCACCCUCAUCGACACCUUGGACACUCUAGUGCUCUUAAAUAAGACGACAGAGUUUGAAGAAGCAGUGAGGAGAGUGUUGAGAGAUGUGCGACUGGACAAUGACAUCGUGGUGUCUGUCUUUGAGACCAACAUCCGUGUGCUGGGAGGGCUGCUAGGGGGGCACUCCAUGGCGGUGAUGCUGAAGGAUACAGGGUAUCACAUGCAGUGGUACCAGGAUGAGCUGCUCCACAUGGCCAAAGACGUGGGUCUCAGACUCCUGCCUGCCUUCAACACCAGCAGUGGCCUGCCUUACCCCAGGGUAAACUUGAAGUAUGGCCUCAGGAGUCCUGAGAGUCGGACGGGCACAGAGACGGACACCUGUACAGCUUGUGCUGGCACAAUUAUCCUGGAGUUCGCUGCCUUGAGUCGCUUCACUGGGGACCCUGUGUUUGAGGUCCAUGCACGGAGAGCCCUUGACUUCCUGUGGGAGAAGAGGCAGAGGAAUAGCAACCUGGUGGGAACAACCAUCAACAUCCACUCUGGAGAGUGGGUCCGCAGGGACAGCGGAGUGGGAGCAGGGAUUGACUCGUAUUAUGAGUACCUGCUCAAGGCCUAUAUUCUCUUGGGAGAUGACCUGUUUCUGCAGCGCUUCAACAUUCACUAUGCGUCUAUAAUGAAGUACAUCAGCCAGCCUCCUCUCCUGCUGGACGUUCACAUCCACAAGCCUCUGCUGCCUGCUCGCACCUGGAUGGACUCCCUCCUGGCCUUCUUCCCUGGGCUGCAGGUGUUGAAGGGAGAUAUCCGGCCGGCCAUUGAGACCCAUGAGAUGCUCUAUCAAGUCACCAAGAAACACAACUUCCUCCCAGAGGCAUUCACCACUGAUUUCAGGGUACAUUGGGCUCAGCAUCCACUAAGACCUGAGUUUGCAGAGAGCACCUAUUUCCUGUACAAGGCUACCAAAGACCCCUACUACCUGGAGGUAGGCCGCACGGUGCUGGACAACCUGAACCGAUUUGCCCGGGUCCCUUGUGGCUUUGCUGCCAUGAAGGACGUUCGCACCGGGAGCCACGAGGACCGAAUGGACUCCUUCUUCUUGGCAGAGAUGUUCAAGUACCUUUUCCUGCUGUUUGCGGAAGAGGAAGAUCUGACGUUUAAUGUUGAGGAUUAUAUCUUCACCACCGAGGCACACCUUCUGCCCCUGUCCCUGUCCACUGCGCCUCACGCCCCCUCUCCCGCCAACGCCACGGUACAGGCUCCAUCUCUGCCUCAUCUCUCCACCUAUGUCAAAUCUCUUUGGUCAGAGGAGGAGUUGGAUGACUCUAACUUUGAUUGGACCUGUCCCAACACACGCCUCCUUUUCCCUGACCCUGCCUUUCCACGGAACCUCCGAGAUCCAAUCAGGAGUGCUGUGGACAAGAGUUGUCCCCGUCCUGCCAUUCACCGUGAGCCGGGGAUGGGUCGCCCACCUCUGAGGGCUCAGGACUUCAUGGCCAACAACCCUGAUCACCUGGAGCUGCUGAGGAGGAUGGGAGUCAGCCUUAUACACCUUAAAGAUGGCAGAGUGCAGCUGGUCCAACACGCUACACAGGCGGUCAGUGCUGUGGCAGCAGAGGACGGCAUGCGCUUCAUGCAGGAGAUGAUGGAGCUGUCCAGCCAGCAGCAGAAGGAGCAGCUCCCUCCGCGCGCUGUGCAGAUAGUCUCCCACCCCUUCUUCGGCAGAGUGGUGCUGACUUCUGGCCCAGCACAGUUUGGCACAGAUCUUUCCAAGAGCAUCACGGGGGUUCGUGGGUUUGUGACAGUGGCUGAACCAUACAGUGGCUGUGCGGAACUGAGCAACGCUGCCUUUGUACAGGGCCGCAUUGCUCUGCUGCAGCGGGGCCAAUGUAUGUUUGCUGAGAAGGCCAGACACAUCAUGAAGGCUGGGGCCAUCGGCGGCAUCGUCAUCGAUGACAACGAGGGUAGCAGCAGUGACACUGCUCCCCUCUUCCAGAUGGCCGGCGACGGCCGCAACACAGACGACGUCACUUUGCCCCUCCUCUUCCUCUUCUACAAGGAAGGCAAUAUCCUGUUGGAGGCUCUCAAGGAGUACAGGGAGGUGGAGGUGCUGCUGAGCGACAAGGCCAGAGACAGAGGGAGGGAUGUUCAGGAGGAGGAGGAAGACUGUUCAACAGACCAAACUUCACCUAUCCCUGCCGCAACUCUCGACCAGUUACACGUGAGGACUGUGGAGCAGGAUGAAUCAGCUCCCCACAAUGAGGAAGUGACUCCUGAGGAAGAUGUGGGACCUGCCAUUAAGAGGAACCCUGAGCCAGAGGAGGAGCCUGAUGUUGACAAGGACUCUAGCAGAAAAUCAGUGGAAGCCAUGAUGGCUGAUUGGCGAGAGGACUUAGAAGCGUUUCAGCAGAUGGAGGAUGAGCUUUGACAACUUCCACAGUUCCCCCUCCUCUGGUCUGCCCCAGCCACCGUACAGGCCUGGGGUCAGUGGACUGUGCCUCAUAAAGAAUAAGGUUUUAGUGGGGCGAUGUUUUGAUAAGGAACGGUUACCAGGGUGGAAUACAGUGACUUCUUCUACAGCCCAGAUAUCUACUGUCUGGCAGUAUGAACCUCUGAUUAUUCACUAUUUUCUGGUUUUGUCUUAUUUUCACAUUGUCUUCCUCCAAAUGCUUUUCCAGGUCACUGACAUGUGGGAGCAGAUUCCAAAUGCUGGUUGAAUUAUAAUCCACUGGUUGAUUGGUUUAUUUAACUGUAAUGAUUAACUGAUAAGUUGUUGGAACAUUUACUAUUUUAUUUUGUGGGCCUAAUUUGUGGGGUCAAUAUUAAGCUACCUGACUGUGAGGGACUGCAGUGGCAAGCAGUCUAUAAAAGGCUGAUGCUGAGAAUCACUUAGCACUGGCACUCUCCAGGAAGAGACAAAGUUAUAUGUGACUGUAAAUAUGUAUUUGUCAGUUAUUUCCACAAUGGUUUAAAAUGCAGUGCUGCUUUGCUCAGGUUCUGGUCGGUAUGAGAGACACCGGGUACUGGCUACCCAAGAGGGCAGACAGUACCACCAGCUGACCAGCAGAGGGGAUCCUUGUUUGAGACAUCUUACUGGUCUGACUGGAGCUUGAUGACAUACUGGAAGACCAAGGAAACAAAAAAGCCAACAACAUAAUGAACUUUAAUUAAAUUGAUAAGGAAAUUGAAAA